AUGGCCAUGUUGCAAGCGCUGACAAAGAGCAUGACACAACUUCAGGAUAUGCAGGCGCGCUCCUUGCAGAAAGGGCUGGAGGAGGACUCACCGGAGGCUGUUAAGUCAUCGGUCACAGUUCUUCCCCUGCUACAAGCUCCCGAGGGUCAAUCCACCGGGAUAGUCUUGCAGGACUGGAUUGCACAAGUGACUGUCGCAAUGCAGGAUCUUUCUCCGUCUUCGGGGUCAUGGUGGUCUAAGGUGAUGGCUUUGGUGCAGACCACAUAUUCUGCAUGGCUCGGGCGCACGCCUCUAGAGCGGUUACAGCUGCAACCUACGAACAGUGGCUCUUUGGCUGAAGGCAGAUGGACCCGGGUGAACGCCCGAGCGUGUUCGAUGCUACUCCAGAGCUUGAGUGAAGCGGUAAGGCAAGAUCUCAUUGCCAGACGUGUUGUCCAGAACGCCGUCCUCAUUAUGUUUCGACUUCACACGACCUAUCAACCUGGAGGUGCCUCGGAAAAGACGCUGGUGCUACAGAAUUUGCAGACCCCAGCCUCGUGUGAAACGCUGGAAGAAGUGCUAACAUGGUUGCGGAGUUGGCCAAGAUGGAUCCAGAGAUGUCAGGACUUGAACAUGCUUUGUCCAGAUGGAACGGUGUUGGCCAAGACGUUGACGUCAGCUACUUCCCGAUUCAUUGUUGAGGGCGGGGAUGCGCAGUUCCGUACGCAGUUGCUUCGGUCGACUUUGCGAAUAGACGGGCAACCCAGUCUAGAUGACGUCAGGAGGAACCUCAUCGCCUACGGGAGCCGGCUCAGCUACCACAACGACUGCUACCAAGCCCAGAGGAUCUACAGCUACCCAGCCUACAACAUCCCCAACAGCUCCCUCUUCGUCCUCUACUACAACCUCUCCAAAGGUGAACAGGGUGGAGCCGGAGAGCCAGUGUGGACCUUGGAGUCGCUACUUCAAGCUGCUUCAAAGAUUGCUGGAGCAGGAAACCAAGGCCCAGGACCGUCAAUCAAUGUUGUUACCCUGAAGCAACAGUGUGCCCUGAGCAGUUCUGAUGGCGACGGGCAGGUGUUUGCUUUGGUUGAUUCAGGUGCUACCCACGCGCUGAGAAGGGCGAAAUCUGAGUCUGAGUGGCAGGAUGCAAGCCCGGUGACGGUGAACCUAGCAGGGGGUCAGUCGAUCUUCUUGAAGAUGAAUAAGGCCGGCACUAUCCUGGUCCCAAUCACGUCCUCUACUACCUUCACGUCUACGGCGCCCAUAGUUCCCCUUGGUGCGUUAGUUGGACAGCUGGGAUACACAAUGACCUGGAGCAGUAACAAGUGUCGUCUGGAAGGGCGGAACGGUGAGAGCUUCAACCUUAGAGUUCGUGAAGGGUGCCCAGAGAUCACUGAAAGAGAUGCCCUAAAGCUGAUCGCCCGCCUGGAGGACGACAAUCUGGAAGUCCUCAAGAACCGCACCAAGGAAACCCGCCAGCGGGUUCGAGCAGCGGCUUUGGCAAUGGAGCGGACGUGGUUCGAUCAUCUCUUGUCGUAUGUGGACGGAGAGCUAUCAAGUGAAGCACUCAAGGCGGUGGAAACAGCGCCUUUCCUUCAGGAUGUUCCUCGACAGUGUGUGGCAGGUUUGGCGGAGGCAAUCCCGGAAUCCAAUGGUUAUGGGCAUCCAAGAAAUGGCUGGUGCACCUUUUUUCGGGAGAUCGAGAUAGGCCCGAAUUCCGCCACCUUGAAGGGCAUGGUUAUGCAGACUCCGCUGUGGUCCGAGUACGCCCUCGAGGCUGGCCUUGAGUCGUACAACUUCGAUAUGGCAGCUCUGGGAAAAUACUUUACGCGCCAUACCACGCUGGGUACUAAUCUACCUCUUCGGCAUUUGGAUGGCUUGAGAAUGAGAUACCGUACUGAUGGCCCGGUUUCUACAAAGGCUCCUCCUGCAGUAUGGCCUCCAAAGUUUGUGGAACAUGUUGUGAUCGCCUUGAGAAAUUGGGGCAAGGCCGGGGGAACCGGCAGACGCCACUCGAGGGUGGAGCAUCCGUCCGCCUUUGUGCUCUCAGCUGACCUUUCUGGUCCUGUCAAGGUGGGCGGAGUAGAUCCAGACGGCAGGGGCGCAUGGGUCGACUACGAUGAAGGUGAGAUCAAGGCGGAGGAGUACGACGACAAGGACGAUGGGUUAGCAUCGGAGGGAAAGGGGCCGUCUGGAGAAGAAGUUAGAGAUGUAGUUGGACAAGUCGAUGAAGAAGAUGAUGAUCCAGACCAACCCCUAAGAGCAAAGGUUGGUCCAGAUGAUGAUUUGGAUCUUGCUGCCCCGGAGCUUGUGAACUUGAUUUUCUCAACGGGGAUCCGUGAUGAUAAGGCAGUGACGGUGUUGGAGGCGGUGCAAGACGUUGUGCUUUACUGCCAAUCCCUCAACAUCCCGAUUCUUCGCUUCCACACGGAUCGGGGUAUGGAGUUUCAGGCAAGAGGCACGAAGCAAUGGCUGAAAAGCCAGGGCAUCCGUGUUACGACUUCGGAAGCGGGCGUGCAUCAAACCAACGGGGCGGCAGAGUCCACAGUUCGGUGGAUAAAGCAAAGGGCAAGAACACUACUCCUAUCUGCCGGACUACCACAACACCUAUGGCCUACAGCAGUGGCUACGGCCGCCACCAUCCAAAGGUCGGACGUUCUGGGCUUUGAGCCAAUGCUUGCGGCGCCGUACGGCUCCAAAGUGAUGGUGCGCAAAAGACAGCUAGAGGGCCCUAAGUUGGACGAUUUGGCGCCAAAAUGGGUGCAAGGUGUCUAUGUGGGUCGCUCAGAAAGCCUCAGUAAAGGCCAUUUGGUUUUCAUUUCGAAUGAUGAGGGUGAGAAGUUUGUCCAUACUCUACAUGUGCGAGCCGGCCUUCGGGAUCCAGGCCCCGUUGAGGAAGGGUUCCAUGUUGAAGAGCCAGGACCACCAGAACGUAGAGUACGAGGCAAGUCAGCUGGAUCUGGAGAUGUGGUUGGGGUUUCGAAGGUGACGAUCUUUGAGGAUGAAGGGCUCCAAAAGUGGGCUGAGGCGAUCCUUGAGGAGUGGUCGCAGGAGGAGGCCGAGGCCAUUGUCAUCCAGGCCGGCAAGAAUUUAGCUGCCACGGAGAACAACUACGGCAUGUUUAGGUUUGGUGGCCGAGUAGGUGUUACAAAGGCAACGAUUGAGAGACCGUGGUUGGCAAAAAUAGCCCUUCGUUUGCUGAGGGAAAAGGCACCCGACGCCGAGUUUGCCGCCAUCUUCAUUUCGGUCAACAACGAAAGGGAGGUUCAUGUUGAUCGGAACAAUGCCAUGGGCACCUUGAACUAUAUCCUUCCGGUUGUUAUGCCUAGGCGGGGUGGUGAGAUUUGGCAAGAACUUCGCGAUGGAGAUGUGGUGUCUGGUAGAAUACUUGAGCUCCAAUCCCAAGAUGGUCGAGUCAGAUAUGGUUGCGCAUACCCCUUACAAGAAGGUCGAGUGUUUCAUCUAAAUCCUCACAGGCGUUACGCUGUUCUUCCAUGGAAGGGAGAGCGCUUGGUGGUGGUUGGUUACACACCUGGGGUUUUGCAAAAUCUCAACAGCCAAGAUAGAGAGCUGCUAUGGGACCUAGGGUUUCCUUUGCAACUGGUUGAGGAGGAGCCUAAGUCGGAGAUCUAUAUCAACAUGAUCAAGGUCCUUAGCGCUUUUGAGAAUAAGGCUGAGAUCUUGGACUUGUCCCAGGAGGAGAUAGCAGAAUUUGCUGAGGAAGCAGCUACUCAAGUUCUACCCGAGCGUGAUCCUGAAGUUCCUUCUCCGUGUGAUCAAGGACAGCAGAGCUGCAGUAGUUCCCCGGAAGUUCAAUGUGAAGAAUGGUGUUAUGGAGAUUUGUGUUUGGUGUUGGAAGGCGGGUGUGAUGAUGUGGCUCAUGUUGUACCUUUGGCAAGUGAAGAUGUGUUCAUUGCAAAGGCGGAGGUCGGGUUCACUGAGAAUGUAGAGUUGCUCCUUGAGUCCCUCGAGAGCCCGCUCAGCAUUGUUCAUACAGUCGAUCCUCGGGAGGUAGCUCGCUUCUUUGAGCGUUGGAUUCCGUCCAUGGGCAAAGAGGUUCAGACUUUGGAGCAUGCUGUGGAGCGAGUUGAUGGGGCAGAUCCUGAAGUUCGAGCGGAUAUUGAGUCUGGACGUGGACAGGUGCUGCCAAUGAAAGUAGUCUACACAGUGAAGCCACCGGACCCUCCUGCUGAUGGAGAGGCCCCCAGUGUUUGGUACAAAAGGAAGUCAAGGAUCGUGGUGUGUGGCAAUUUCGCCUCACACCAACCCGGCGAGGUGUAUACCAAUACAGCGCCAGCUGAAAUCGUUCGAGCUGCAAUAGCCUUGGCUCGCUUCUUCAACUGGGAUCUGGGAAUGAUAGAUGUGGUUGCGGCCUUUUUGCAGACACCCCUGAGGGCUUUGAAGGGGGCACCCUUAGUCUAUGGCAUCCCGCCAAAGGCGCUUAUCAAAGCGGGCUUGUGUCGUCCCGGAGAAUUUUGGAGGCUAACACAUGCAGUCUACGGGCUGCAGGAGUCGCCCAAACUUUGGGGUUCGUACCGAGAUAUCCGCUUGGCUCAGGUGCAGCUGGUUUUUGAGGGGAAGCGAGUGACGCUAAUGCAAGGGACUGUCGAGCCUUCGUGGUGGUCGGUGCUUCAGGAGGGAUCCAUUUUGAUCGGCAUCAUUGUGGUGUAUGUUGAUGAUUUGCUGAUUUGUGGACACACGGCCAUAAUCAAGGAGCUGGCUCGCGCUAUUAGAGCAAUCUGGAAGACCAGUGAUUUGCAGCUGGUCCUUUGA
Messenger RNA from Symbiodinium sp. CCMP2592, 4755 nucleotides. NCBI's taxonomy places the organism in Eukaryota, Dinophyceae, Suessiales, Symbiodiniaceae. The record is from the annotation of a GenBank genome assembly.